Molecule: messenger RNA, 1255 nt
Organism: Saccostrea cuccullata (small rock oyster)
Lineage: Eukaryota; Metazoa; Mollusca; Bivalvia; Ostreida; Ostreidae
Product: F-box/LRR-repeat protein 12-like
Exons: 3
Coding region: 24-1037 (337 amino acids)
Molecular function (GO): protein binding
Source: RefSeq, a predicted model, not a curated record
GUGGUCGGAGACUGACUCAAGAAAUGGGGCCAUCGCCUGUUUUGUCGAACAAUGAAAAGAAAAUAAGUGAUUUACCAGAAAAUCUCUUGCUGAAAAUAUUUGAUUACCUACCUGUGAAGGAAUUAUGUAUAAUUGGAAGAGUUUGCAGACAAUGGAGAAGAAUUGUUCGUGACAAUUCCCUAUGGAGACAUGUAGAUCUUCUCAAUUAUCGUCUGGAUCUGAAGAAGAUGUGGAAAGUGAUACGCAGUCACCUGUCAGAAUGCUUACUUUCAAUUAAAGUCAAAGGUUUUAUGGAUACCGGGAAACCAAAGUCAUCAGCCCAUUCUUUAUCUGAUGCAAUGCUGAAUGAUUUAAAAGACAGAUGUCCAAACCUGGCAGAAAUUCACCUAAAAAAUUGUAACACAACAAACCUAAAUCCAAAACUUUUUCCACCGACACUUGUGAGAUUAACACUAGAAAACUGUGCAGUACAGCCCGGCUUAAUGAAGAAUUUCAGUGAAGAUUUACCACAGCUUUUAUAUCUAAAUGUAUCGGGAACUGUGAGGUUUGAUGACAUAGAGUUGUCUUACCUAUGUAAGUCAGAGCAAUUAAAAUCAUUAGUAGUUAAUGGCUGUUAUCGUGUAUCAGUGGAAGGUCUAUCAAAAAUAGCGCAAAACUUGAAAAACCUUCAGGAAAUGGAGUUGGCAGAUACAGGCAUAAAGAAUACAAACCAGAAUCUGGAGCUAGCAGUUCAUCACAUGACACGUAACAUGAGUUCUCUACAUCAUUUAAAUUUCAAAAGGUGUGCAUCAUUAACCCCUGUAAUUCUCCAGAACCUCUUGUCAGGUCUAAAAAAGUUAAAAACACUUAAUAUUGCUUGUUGUCCAGAUAUUAAGUACACUUCUCUUGUGAAUAUGGAACAAAACAUGAGAGGACUGAGGCUGUUGGAAGUCUGCCAGUCACAGAUGGAGGGACAUAAUAUAGAGGACCUGGAGUCCCUCCUUGUGGAGUGCUCCGUUCACCUGACAGAACCCAGUUCCUGUAAAUGCCAAACAUAAGGGUUCAACUAGUACCAACUACUGCAACCAGUUUAUCAUGAUUACACAUAAAUAUAAAAUGAGCACUGUCUAAAAUAGCGAAAUUAGUUGACUUAAAAUAAAUUUAAAUGAAUGAAAUGUAUGUAACUUAGAUGCAAAAUUAGAUUUCUAUGUACAUGUGAUCAUCACAAUUAUUGUGAUGUUAUGCUGAAAUUCAGGAUGAUGCAAUACAAGACAUU